AUGCCUCGGAACCCGAUACAAGUGGACACCCUACCAGCGGAUGCAGAGCUAGAGGAAGAUGAGGACGGCACCGGCGAGGGCGACGAAAUCAUGGAGGAAGUCGACGACCAAGAGGAUGGAUACACUUCGUCAACACCCACUUCAACAGUCACUUGGAUCAGUUGGUUCUGUUCCCUACCGGGCCACGAGUUUUUCUGUGAAGUUACCGAGGACUUCAUAGAGGACGAUUUCAAUUUGACGGGCUUGAAUACGAUCGUGCCGUUCUGGAAGGAGGCGAUGGAGAUGGUCCUCGAUGUAGAACCAGACGAGGAUGCCACUAAAAUUCCCGAUGUAUCGAUUGUAGAGUCGUCUGCAGAGAUGUUAUAUGGACUUGUUCAUCAACGGUAUAUCUUGACUCGCGCUGGGCUGCAGGCGAUGAUUGACAAAUACGAGAAUAACACUUUUGGGACGUGUCCGCGCGUUUACUGUCGGUCAAUGAAUGUCGUGCCAUGCGGACGUUCGGAUACGCCUGGGCUCGAUACCGUGAAGUUAUUCUGUCCCAAUUGUAAUGAUAUCUAUGUGCCGCCCAGUAGCAGAUUCCAAGGCGUCGAUGGUGCCUUCUUUGGAACAACCUUCGCGCAUCUCUUCUUUCAAAGCUACCGAGAACUUGCCCCUGCACCCUUCUACAAACCCAUGUCAUCCGGAAGCUCUUCAGCGUCACCCAAAAGCAGCAAUGGUUCAAGUGUUCCGGCGUUUGUGAACCCCAAUCCUCAUGGUGGACAGAAGCGGGCGGAAGGGAGUGUCUACGUGCCUAAAAUCUACGGUUUCAAGGUCAGCGAGCGGGCAAAGAGUGGGCCGCGCAUGAAGUGGCUGCGACUGCGUCCAGAAAGUCCAGAAGAGCUGGACAUGGUUGAUUGGCGAGGAAGAUGGAUAAACGGCGACUAUGACGGGGAAGGUGAUGAUGACGAAGAGGACGAAGACAGACAAAUGGAAGAUUUUGGCCCGGUAUUUUUCUCCGUUUUGAAUUAUGAUUCUCACUUUUCUGACACGCUCGUGUUCUUAGGAUGCUAUAGAUGA
Messenger RNA from Guyanagaster necrorhizus, 1056 nucleotides. RefSeq lists its product as uncharacterized. Bases 1 to 1056 code for a protein of 351 amino acids. Lineage: Eukaryota; Fungi; Basidiomycota; Agaricomycetes; Agaricales; Physalacriaceae. The transcript has 5 exons. The record is from RefSeq and is a predicted model, not a curated record. Gene Ontology annotation, cellular component: protein kinase CK2 complex; UTP-C complex; cytoplasm. Gene Ontology annotation, molecular function: protein kinase regulator activity. Gene Ontology annotation, biological process: regulation of transcription by RNA polymerase III.